AUGGCGGAAGAUUCUGGGGAGAAUUCACUAACACUGGGUAGUUUUUUUGGGAACACAGAGCUUCAGGUUUCGUGUGCUCAUGAAUCGUUAGUGAAAUUACCUCAUUCACAAGAACUUGUAGCUAAAACAGAAACUGUCUCGAGAGAAGCUGCUUUUGUUGAAACUGAAUCAAUUCAUCGUACGUCCACAGAUGUACCUUUUGUUGACACCGAGGCUUUGAAGAUUUUAGAAAACAAAGCUACUGAAGUAGACAGAAAUUUGCAACGAAUGAUGGGCAAUAUAACCAGAAAUCUGAACGGCAUUUCCACUACAAGCGUCCAAUAUGCAGAGUGUUAUCGAGAUUGUGUUAAAAAUGUUGGAAAUGCUAGUGACAAUGCAACAAAAGCUAUGGGUAAAUUAAUAGGAAAGUGUGAAGAAAUGAACAAAAACAUGGAACCACUUUAUAAUAUGGCUGAGCAAGUUAAAAUGAUCAUUGUUCUACUUGAUCAAUUUGAAGAGAAGUGUAAAUAGGAGACAAUUUUAUUAAUUUUCUUCAGUAUAAUUGAUAAUAAUUUAAUUUAUUCUACAGUUUAAAUUUA
Molecule: messenger RNA, 578 nt
Organism: Dendronephthya gigantea
Lineage: Eukaryota; Metazoa; Cnidaria; Anthozoa; Malacalcyonacea; Nephtheidae
Product: BLOC-1-related complex subunit 6-like
Exons: 1
Coding region: 1-510 (169 amino acids)
Biological process (GO): lysosome localization
Cellular component (GO): BORC complex
Source: RefSeq, a predicted model, not a curated record